UGAACUAUGAUGACACUUGCAAUGAAAACCGGCUGUAAAACCCUAUGUAUCGAACUAAUACAUAAUUUAUAACUGACAAAUAAUCAUGCUCGACGUCUCGUCUAAUUUUGGCAAAACUUUCGUAUAUCACUCGUACAAAAAAUUCGUACGCUGUCGCACCAUAGUAAUGAUAGUAUUAUUACCUACACUAAUUACAAUUUGCAAAGUUGAUUUACAAAAAUUGUCAAACACUCAUUAGCCAAGCUGGACGUUUCGUUAUAAUAGUGACAUAAUGUCGAACUUAUCCUGAUUUUCCAAGGUUCUUUGAAUAUCACUGAAUAAAAGCCCCGACGUAGGCGUACCUCGCCUUUCACGAUUACUUAUACCCAUUCGUAUCACCGUAGGCAAUAAUCAUGGGGGAAACUACCUGCUAUUGUUCAAUUGCAGUUUGUAUUGAACAAAAGAAUCCAGAAAUUGAACAGUUAUUACAGGAUUAUCUCAAAGAGAUAAGACUUCCUUUCAACAUACUGGAAUUUGGUAACUCUGGAAAUUUCACAACUGAACCGAAUGAAGCUUUAAAAAUCAGGUCAUUGGAAGAAAAUUCGGCGCAAUCGCAUGCGAUUUGUUUUUUCCUAAAAGAGGAUACAGACCUGGAGUUCACGCUUAAAAGUCAUCUCGAGGGAUUACCAUGGGAACUUGAUCACGUGAUUGAAAGUUCCCGGAUUGAACGACCGCGGACAAUCGCAAGACAAGAGUUUUACAGAUGUUCGUAUGAUAUGCCAUUGAUAUCAGUCGGUAGCGUACAUUACGGAAACGAACAUGUUCGAUUUCAUAUCAAUGUGAAAAAUUUCCACGCGAUGAAAGUAUUCUACGAAAGUAUUACAGACAGGAAAGCAAAGGAUUGUGGGCCGGAUUUUUGCUUCCUCACGACAUACUCGGAAGACGGUCUGGAUGUUCAAAUCGGUUUGAAGAAAAAUUCAACUGUGUUGCCCUUACGGAGUAGUUUGUUUCGACUGAAAUUUAAAGUCCAAAGCGCAUCUCCGCUGUUUGAGUUUUUGGCAUCGGCCCAACAUUUAUCAAACCAAUCAAAUUACAUUCUUCAAGACCCAGAUGGCAAUGACGUCAUCAUUGAAAGGUCUGAUUCCAAAGUUAGCAACUUUCAUUGCGAGUUGCCUAAUGAAGUUGAUGAAAACAACAAUUUUGAAUCAAAGAUUUUGGAAGAGAGUUCGAAUUCGAAUUCUAGGCUAAGAAAACAUAUGUGGAGUAAAAAUGAGUACUCUGAACAUGGUCUGUUUCCUGAAGAAGCCAUGUCUAGUGUUGAUGGUUCCCUAAGCAAGAGUGAGGACAGUGAGUCUGAAUGCAUGGUCAUCGUGAAUCACGCAUACGAAGAACAUAUAACUUUUGUAUGAAGGCGAAAAGUA
Messenger RNA from Dendronephthya gigantea, 1400 nucleotides. Its product is annotated as protein FAM124A-like. Lineage: Eukaryota; Metazoa; Cnidaria; Anthozoa; Malacalcyonacea; Nephtheidae. Bases 393 to 1388 code for a protein of 331 amino acids. The transcript has a single exon. The record is from RefSeq and is a predicted model, not a curated record.